UAUACAUGUAAUUUUUUUUUUUGUUUUUUCCUUUUUUUUUUUUUUUUUUCUUUUUCGUUUUUUUUCUAUUUUUUUUUUUUUUACAAAUACAUAAAAAAUCCAAUUUAAUAACUAACACCCAACACAAAAAAAAAAAAAAUUAUACUAAUAAUGCCAACCACCACCAAAAGUAACAUUACAGCCAAAUCCUGUUCAGAAAUGACCAUGAAGAGUCAAGCGAAUACAAAGCGACGUUCUUUAGGUUCGAAUUCAAUCAAAUCACAUCCAGCCAUGAAAACUCCUCUUAUUUGGAGAUCGCCUGGUCAUUGUGAAAUUCCAAAUAUUUUAGGUAAUGCCUAUUUAGAACCCUCCAUAACCAUUCAAACAAAUCAUCAUAAAGAAUCUGGACCAAAAAGACCUCCUUGGGUUCCUGCUGGUUCCAACUGGACUCCGUCUCCAUUACCACCCGUCGUCAGAACCGAUGAAUGUGCAUUCGAAAAGAGGCUGAAAAGAACCUUACCAAAGAUUAAUCUUGUCUCUAUGCCCAAAUCUCGCUAUCUGGGCUUCAAGGAGAUUGGCACAGGCGUGAAUGGCGCUGUCGUACAGGUACAAGUCAAAAGCUCCAAACAUACAAAAUUGGCUUUGAAACGAUGCAAAUUAGAAUCCGACCGAGAAUAUCGUACAGCCAUCGUGCGCGAGUUACGUAUCAUGUCCACAGGUCAUUUCAAUCUAAUUAAGCUAAGAGAGACCUCCGUAUUUAGAAACGAGGUCUGGAUUGCCAUGGAUUUGAUGCGUUGUAGUGUCUUUGCUGUCCUCUGUGCUAGAGGUUUGCCCGAAGAUUGCGCCAUCUACAUUGCUCGUCAGACCUUGAAUGGAUUGGUCUUUUUGCACUCCAAGGGAUUCAUUCAUCGUGAUAUCAAGUGCGAGAAUUUGUUAAUUGGACAUCAUGGAGAAAUUAAAUUAGCCGAUUUUGGAUUAGCCACAAGCACACGGCAUGUAAAUCGUGAGAGAUUAGGCACGGGCAAGUGGAUGGCUCCCGAAGUGAUCAGGGAGGCAUGCUAUGAUGAAAAGGUGGAUUUAUGGUCUUUGGGUAUUACUUUAAUUGAAAUGAUGGAUCGUGUACCCCCUCAUUAUAAUAUCAAAAGCGAGGAAAAGGUGUUUGAGAAGAUCUUGCAGGAUCCUAGUCCUACUUUUACCUUUUCCUAUCCAACCAUUUAUUGCACUGGUCUGGUUGCUUGGUUACUGGAAGAUGAUCCUUCCAAUCGUCCCACGGCCAAAGAUGUUGUAACCGAACUGGAUUUGCAUUUGGAGCAAGGUUUAUUAAAAACCACAACAGCUCAAGACUUGACUAAUUUUAUAUCCAAAACUUUAAACCCCAAUACCUCCAACUAAUAACUUUUUUUUUCAAAAUUUGCUCCUUUCAAAUUUAUAUAUAUAUAAAUAAUAAAAACCUAAAGUCUCCUUAAU
Molecule: messenger RNA, 1446 nt
Organism: Mucor mucedo
Lineage: Eukaryota; Fungi; Mucoromycota; Mucoromycetes; Mucorales; Mucoraceae
Product: kinase-like domain-containing protein
Exons: 8
Coding region: 151-1371 (406 amino acids)
Biological process (GO): regulation of MAPK cascade; protein phosphorylation; intracellular signal transduction
Cellular component (GO): cytoplasm
Molecular function (GO): protein serine/threonine kinase activity; ATP binding
Source: RefSeq, a predicted model, not a curated record